CCUGGAUGAUUUAAAAGAGAGAGAGAAAAGGGGAGACAUGGCUGCGAGAGGAAGAGGCGAGCAAUGUAGCCUUUUCUGCGGCUGCGAGAGCAGCAGCGCUCCUGAGCCCUGCGGAUUGCAAGAAGCUGCACAAUGAUGGAAGGAACAAGACAAGCAAGGAUUUCACGCCCACACAAGAUAAGUGAAUCCGCAAAGGUAUACAAAUGGGCUGACCACUCCAGCCUAGUUCUUCAGAGCUUGAAUGAACAGAGGCAACGGGGCCUUUUCUGUGACAUCGUUCUGGUUGCGGACGAGCAGAGGGUCCCCGCCCAUCGGAAUAUUUUAGCGGUCUGCAGUGACUAUUUCAACUCAAUGUUCACCAUUGGGAUGCGGGAAGCCUACCAGAAAGAGGUGGAGCUCUUUGGAGCAUCCUAUGUUGGCCUCAAAGCCAUCGUGGACUUCCUGUAUGGGAGCGAGCUCUCCCUCGAUGGUGGCAACAUCGAUUACAUUUUGGAAACUGCCCACCUGCUGCAGAUCUGGAAGGUGGUUGACUUCUGUUGCGAGUACCUGGAGAACGAGGUCAACGAGGAGAACUACUUGUACCUGCAGGAGCUGGCCUCUCUCUACAACCUCAGGCGCCUGGACUUGUACAUCGAUUCCUUCAUCUUGAGGAACUUUGGCACGCUGUCUUUCACGCCACACUUCCUGCAGAACAUUUCCAUCCGGAAGCUGUGCCAGUACCUGGGCAGUGAUGCUGUCCAGCAGGAAUGUGAGCAUGACUUGCUGCAGGCUGCAUUGCAGUGGCUGACACAGUACCCAGAGAGGGAGAGGGAGGCCUACUCCGUCUUGGAAAACAUCCAUUUCCCCUUGAUACCAAAGAGCGACCUGCUGCACCGUGUCAAGCCGGCCGUCUGCUCCCUCCUCUCGAAAGAAACCAACUGUGAGACCUUCGUCGAAGAGGCGGUCCACUACCACAACAAUGUCGCAGCUCAGCCGGUCCUUCAGAACAAGCGGACCGCUCUCCGCGCGAGUGAAGAAAAGCUCCUCUUCGUUGGCGGGGAGGUGUCAGAAAAUUGCUUGGAGCUGAGUGACGACACCUGCUUUCUGGACACCAAAACGGGGCAGUGGGUGAGGGAAACACCGCUCCCUGCCCCGCGGAGCCAUCACUGCGUUGCAGUGCUCGGAGGUUUCAUCUUUAUUGCCGGAGGAAGCUUUUCACGUGACAAUGGUGGGGAUGCUGCCUCCAAUCUUCUAUAUAGGUAUGACCCUCGGUGUAACCACUGGAUAAAGCUUGCUUCCAUGAGGCAGCGUCGUGUGGACUUCUAUCUGGCUGCCAUCAAGGGCAUGCUAGUGGCUGUCGGUGGAAGGAAUGAAAAUGGAGCACUUUCAUCUGUUGAGAUCUACAGCCCGGAAAAAGAUGCAUGGACCUAUGUAGCAGGCUUGCCAAGGUUUACUUAUGGCCAUGCUGGCGCAGCCCACAAUGAUUUGGUUUAUAUAUCAGGAGGCCACGAUUACCAAAUUGGUCCCUAUCGCAAAAAUCUGCUCUGCUACGAUUAUCGCACCGAUGUGUGGGAAGAGAAGAGACCGAUGAUCACUGCCCGCGGCUGGCACAGCAUGUGCACCUUGGAGGAUGACAUUUACUCCAUUGGCGGCAGUGACGAUUACCUUGAAACAAUGACCCGCUUUGACAUUUUGGCUGUGGAGUCUUACAGCCCACAGUGCAAUCAGUGGACCAGAGUGGCACCCUUGCUGCAAGCCAACAGUGAAUCUGGAGUGGCCAUGUGGGAAGGCAAGAUCUACAUCCUUGGUGGCUAUAGUUGGGAGGACACUAUCUUCUCCAGAACCGUCCAGGUGUACAACAAAGAGAAGAACAAGUGGCAAAAAGGAACUGAUCUUCCAAAAGCGAUUGCUGGGGUUUCUGCUUGUGUGUGCGCAUUAAAACCAAGAUCAGAAGAUAAAAAGAAAAGGCCAAAAAUGAAACGGCAUCAGAAUCAAGGGAGAUGACAAACUUUUGGACAGUUCAGCCAUGAAGAAAGAAUGUGUACCAAACCUCUAAUCAUUUUUUAUAUAACAUUGUAAAUGGCUUUGGAAACUUCCAUAAAACUACAACAAAGGGUCCCCACCCCCACCCCCUUGUCAGUUGGACUGGGUAAUUUCUGAUGAUGAAAUAUCUUCAUGGUUCCAGGAAAGGCAGUUGAAUGUUAUGCCAUAUUGUUCUUGGGACUGUCAUGUCAUCAUAGAACAAAAUCCAUUGGAAGAAAUGGUAAAAUGCAUGUAAAAAAUGGUGGUUGGGAACAUCUGUUUUGAAAUCAAAAGGAGGAGACAGGAGUUGAGAGAAAAGCAGGUUGUCCUAAAAAAAACUGGAACGGAAAUUCAAAGAGUUGUCCUUCAAUUCUCACUUAUCCAACGUAGCUACACGUUGGGAGGUAAUACCUUUAAUUGUGGGCAAUAGGUGUGCUCCCUAUUCAGACAGAAGCGUGUGGAAAGCAUCUGAAGUGAGAGCGAAGUGAGGGUUACUUGUGUUUAAAAAUUCAGGUGCGCUGAGUAUUAAAAGCUGCAUUUGUUAAAGUCUCCCAAGCUUGAAUGGGACAUUGUUCUGGAGUAACUAAUUGGUAUAUUCCAGCAACUGGGUUGGUUACCUGAAACAAGGAAACAUUGCUUUUGUCUGCUGCUGUAUUGAGGCCCUUGUUACUUGUGUUUGGCUUGAACGGUCCAUCUGUGUCCAUUGGCCAGUAUGUUUAUUUUAUACAAAUGUACUACUGUAUCAUUUUAUAAGAACUUAAAUGCUGCCAUUUGGAUGGAGUCUCAGUGACAUGGUGGGGAAGAUUCCCACUCCAGACAAUGAAAGUUUUCUAAAAGUUUUUGAAACCUUUUGUAUCAUUUUUUAAAUGAGACACGUUUUUGCUAAUACCUAGCCUGUAACUUGUCACCUGGUGUGUUAAUUACUCUUAAAGCUUCUGAUGCAUAA
Messenger RNA from Lacerta agilis (Sand lizard), 2947 nucleotides. It is a transcript of the gene KLHL36, whose product is annotated as kelch like family member 36. NCBI's taxonomy places the organism in Eukaryota, Metazoa, Chordata, Lepidosauria, Squamata, Lacertidae. Bases 133 to 1983 code for a protein of 616 amino acids. Gene Ontology annotation, molecular function: cullin family protein binding. The record is from RefSeq and is a predicted model, not a curated record. The transcript has 5 exons.